Molecule: messenger RNA, 608 nt
Organism: Corticium candelabrum
Lineage: Eukaryota; Metazoa; Porifera; Homoscleromorpha; Homosclerophorida; Plakinidae
Exons: 4
Coding region: 11-556 (181 amino acids)
Source: RefSeq, a predicted model, not a curated record
UUCUCAAGCAAUGAAAUUUCUCAGGAAGAUUGUUCUUGAUGCAAAGUGGAUGAGAUCAAUGGCAUAUUAUGCACGAUCUAGGCAUACAGGUGCAUUAGAGAACUACCACAGUGUAAUCUUGAAGUAUGCCCCUAAACGAACAGCAUUUGGGUUUGAUGCAUUCAAAGCUCGCUGUUUGCUUGCUGCACUGGAUCACAAUGUUCAUGUGGACAGACAACAUGCACAACCAAAAACGUCUAGUGAGAGAAGAUUUCACAGAAAAUACAAUAAAAACUCACAACAGUGGACCGUUACAAAGGUCAAGCAGCACAAGACUUACCCACACAUUUCACAGCUUAUGCACAGAGUAUUACUGCGAAAAGUCAAAGAUACUGGAUCAGUACUACAGAAGCCAUUGAAAUCUUCUUUUGCGCAGUCAACUAUUGCUCCUGUUGCUCCUCCUGGUACCAGUUCUCUUGUAGAACAGCAGCGCAGCAGAACAGGUAACAGCAACUCAACAGUCAAUGCUCACACAACCAGAGAAAUCGAUGAAAUCGAUGACGUGGAUGCGAGAUAAAAGGAACAGUCAAUGUAUACCAAGAACCUACUUAGCUAAAGUUAGGGUACCU